AGCCCUUGCCCUAAAAUUUUUUCCUUCUACUUAUACCCCAGGCUUUCUCGCCGCCUUUUUCCCUUUCCGUCCUAUCCCAGGCUAGGCUCGGCCUUUUAAUCCUUCUUCCUUAUUUUCCCUUAUUAUACCCUAAUAUUGUCCCUUCUCUUCACGACCGUCACACGACAAAGAUGACAGAAUACGACUACUCCCCUGAAGGGGCAGCACGACACCAACAAAAAAUGGAUGUAAUUUGCAGAUGGACUCAUGAAACCGGGCGAUACAGACCUGCUGACCCAUUUGCACCGACUACCCCUGCCAUGCACGUUAGGGCUAUCCAGGAUGUUAGGGAAGGGGAAAGAGAUGCGUGGAAGGGCGAAAGAGGACAUGGGCGCAAGAAACAUCGGUCGAGGUCGAUGGGGGAGCGGGAGUCGAGACCGACUCACUCGAGGUCGCAAUCCUAUGUACAGGCGCCGCCAGUCAUACCGGGGUCUAUACCUCAGUUGCACGGACAGUCAUCUGCUGCUUAUCACGGCCACCGGUCGCAGCCCAAGCGAUCUACGACCAUGCCCUUACCGCCUCCAGUACCACCAGUACCCACGAGAAGCCCACCUGUGCGAUCGCAUACGACUCACUCCAACCAAAGCUACAACGUUUACUACCCACCCCAAAUGGCUCGGCCAGGAGAACCUCUGAUGAUGCCGCAAGGUGCGGUCACCUUCUUACCGAGACCCCAAUACAUUCAAUCGCCUUUACCGUCGCCGGGAUACUCCCCGCGGCGCGAAUCAAAAUCGUGGCUAUCAAAACUCGGGAGCAUCUUCUCAUCUCGAAGCCCGAGUCCCCCUUCCGUUGUUUACGUUCAAAACUACGAGUCACCCUCACCGAAGCCCACGAGGUCCAAGUCGUCGAAAUCAAAGGGAAAACGACGACAUUCCGAGCGGAGACGUAGCGAAAGGAGGUAUAGUUACUAGGCGUAUUAGUGAUUGCCCUGUUCGAUUUUCGAUUUUUCUUUUCCUACUUUCCACUGCUUCGUCUCGCGAUACCCCUUUCUCUUCCUUUCGCCUUCAGACUCUCCUCCUCCUUACGUUCCAUUUAAUUCUUCCCUCUACCUUCUUCCGCCCCUCGUGUUUCUUUAAUUCAUCAUACGUACUUAGAUGACCGUUAUCCUCGUUGCGCGUAGAAUCUUGUAUUACUUAGCUUUUCCUUAUUUCGAUGACUGGAUGGAUUACUUGAUACGUACAUUAACUCAUUUUUACGACCCUACGAUGAUGGCCCGAUUAUAGUUCGACGAUUCAUGAAGUUUCAAGUCUAACCUCCGUAAUGGUAUUGGACUUACGAC
Molecule: messenger RNA, 1318 nt
Organism: Marasmius oreades (fairy-ring Marasmius)
Lineage: Eukaryota; Fungi; Basidiomycota; Agaricomycetes; Agaricales; Marasmiaceae
Exons: 3
Coding region: 171-950 (259 amino acids)
Source: RefSeq, a predicted model, not a curated record